Molecule: messenger RNA, 854 nt
Organism: Styela clava
Lineage: Eukaryota; Metazoa; Chordata; Ascidiacea; Stolidobranchia; Styelidae
Product: replication protein A 14 kDa subunit-like
Biological process (GO): nucleotide-excision repair; mismatch repair; DNA replication
Cellular component (GO): DNA replication factor A complex; nucleus; site of double-strand break
Molecular function (GO): single-stranded DNA binding; damaged DNA binding
Source: RefSeq, a predicted model, not a curated record
GUUGCACUGUCUGUUGUCUGACAUCCGUUGACUGUUGUAGUCACUUUGACUGUACCGUACUUCUGACGUACUACUGUACUAGCUCUAAUUUUAACUUCGAUACAACUAGAAGGGCUGUUCACAAAUUCAUAGGAUUUACCGGUACAUACAGAGGCGACCAUAUUUAGUUUUUACCAGUGCUGCAGUGAGUGAGACAAGAAUAAAUUAUCUGUCCACGAUCAGAUAUGGAAGAAGCAUUUGCCGGACCUAGGCCACGUCUGAAUGCAUCAUUGCUACCAAAAUACACAGAAAAAUAUGUCACUGUAGUUGGGACUGUCGAUGCUGGAAAGAUAUCCCCAGAUGGAAAUUCAUUUGUAUUGAAAGAUGGUGCAGGAGAAAAUAUUCAAGUUGUCUUAGAUUCACCGCUGGCUGAUAUUAUUGAAGGUGUCGUUGAAGUCACUGGAAAAGUUGACAGCAAAUGUAACGUACAUGGGGUGAUGUAUCGCGUGUUUGACUCUGAAGGAAAAUUUAACAUGGAACUCUACAACACUUGUGUGAAACUAAUUCAUGAUUUCCCACAGUACUAUGGGCAGAAAGCAUCAUGAAAGCCUAUGUUUAUUAACAUUUCGUCAGUGUCAAAGGACGUCUCCAUUCGAUGUUAUUUACAACCGGCUGCAAUUGUAUCCACUUAAUGUUGAAAUUGAUCGCAUUUUCUUCAUUAUUUCUUUCAGUUAUAGGGUCAUUUUCUAUCCUAUUUUUUUUAUUUUAGCAUUUGUUGCAUGUGUUUUUUUUGUAUAUGAAGUUCUUUCUGAUUUAAGGAUUAAAAGAAACGUGUCAUGCCUGAAACUUUGUUUCAUGUAGUCACGUUAAUAACA